Triticum dicoccoides is the source of this 2648-nucleotide messenger RNA. RefSeq names its product type I inositol polyphosphate 5-phosphatase 4-like. Gene Ontology annotation, molecular function: phosphatidylinositol-3,4,5-trisphosphate 5-phosphatase activity; phosphatidylinositol-4,5-bisphosphate 5-phosphatase activity; inositol-polyphosphate 5-phosphatase activity. The record is from RefSeq and is a predicted model, not a curated record. The transcript is spliced from 11 exons. Lineage: Eukaryota; Viridiplantae; Streptophyta; Magnoliopsida; Poales; Poaceae. Bases 397 to 2121 code for a protein of 574 amino acids. Gene Ontology annotation, biological process: phosphatidylinositol dephosphorylation.
GUGACAGUGGUAGCAGGCAUCACUCGCGCUCUGCUCGUCUCCUCUCCACCCCCACACUUUGCUUCGGAGGCCAGGCACAAACAAUUCAGAUUCUUCCCACAUCCCGAUCCUGUCUUCUUCAUCCGAUUUCCCUCCAAUCUUCACUCAGACAAAUUACCUCCCCACCCCCUUUCCGUCAAAUCACGAUCUCUGUGCGCGGAAAGCCAAAUAGAGUGCCCUGCUUGUCCUUGGCUCUCCCACCACCACCACCGCCGCCGCCCCUGCUGCUGCUACUACUAGUACCUUAGCCUCACCUGGCACGCCGUCUUGCAGGAGCGCCAAGAUAGCUUCUUCUUCUUGAAAUCGCCUGCAUGAGUGUGCUCUCCGUUGCUUCUUCCCCCUCCCCGGUCUGGAACGAUGGGAGAUGGCACCAAGAAGAGCAAGCUAUCAUGGUCUAACUCCAAGAGCCUCGUGAGGAAGUGGUUCAACAUCAGGGGGAAGUCCCAUGACUUCCAUGCCGAUGACGCUGCUGCCAUUGGCAGGAGACGAGGAGGAGGGGACGGCGAGUGGAUGAGCGGCAGCUUUUCCAGGCGGGAAUCCUGCACGGUCAAGAAGAGCAGGACAGAGAGGAGGAGCUCGCACGAGCGGUCGCAGCGGAGCAAGAUCGACCUCGACGCCGCCGAGGCCACAGUCACCUUGGACUACAGGAUCUUUGUUGCUACGUGGAAUUUAGGUGGUCGCGCGCCGCCCUGCUCCCUGGGCCUCCACGACUGGCUCCACACCUCGCCGCCGGCGGACAUCUACGUCCUCGGGUUCCAGGAGAUCGUGCCGCUGAACGCAGGCAACGUGCUGGGCGCCGAGGACAACGGCCCGGCGCGCAAGUGGGUGUCACUGGUCCGGCGGACGCUGAACAGCAUGCCGGGGAGUGGCAGCGGCAGCGGCAGCGCGACUCUGCAUACGCCGUCACCGGCGCCCAACGUGGUGGUGGAGAUGGACGACGACUUCCAAGGGUCGUCGAGGCGGGACAACCCGUCCUUGUUCCACCGUCGGUCAUUCCAGGCCGGGCGCAGCCGGAGCCUGAGGAUGGAGGGCGACAUCCUCGCCCCCAGGCUCGACCGCCGGUACAGCGUCAACGACCGCGUCAUGUACGGCAGCAGGCCGAGCGACUACGAAGCCAACUACCACCGGUGGGAGGACGAGAACAACGACGGCGAGUCGCCCAGCACGGUGUUCUCGCCGAUGUCGUAUGGGUACGGCAAUGCGCCACCGUACGUGGAAGAAACCAAUGGGACGGCUGCUGGCCACACGAGGUACUGCCUUGUUGCAAGCAAGCAAAUGGUUGGGUUGUUCCUCAUGGUUUGGGCUAGGAGAGAAAUAAAGAGUGACAUACGGAAUCUCAAGGUCUCUUGUGUCGGCAGAGGAUUGAUGGGGUAUCUUGGAAACAAGGGCUCGAUUUCCGUUAGCAUGCUAUUGCACCAAACGAGCUUCUGCUUCGUCUGCAGUCACCUGACAUCAGGGCACAAGGACGGCGACGAGCACCGCCGGAAUUCUGAUGUCAUGGAAAUCCUGAGAAAAACCAGGUUUCCAAUGGUUUAUGGGCAAUAUGAAAGAUCGGCUGAAACUGUCCUAGAGCAUGAUCGAAUCGUUUGGCUUGGGGACCUGAAUUACCGGAUAGCGCUUUCUUACCGGGCAGUGAAGGCCCUUGUGGAGAUGCGCGACUGGAAAGCAUUGUUAGAGAAAGAUCAGCUGAGGAGCGAGCAAAGAGGCGGCCGCGUCUUCCCCGGUUGGAAUGAGGGGAGGAUAUACUUCCCGCCGACAUACAAAUACUCGAAUAACUCUGACAAAUAUGCAGGGGAAGACAUGAAUCAGAAGGAGAAGAAGAGAACACCUGCAUGGUGCGACCGUAUUUUGUGGUACGGGAGAGGCCUUAGCCAACUAUCCUAUGUCCGGGGAGAGUCGCGCUUCUCUGACCAUAGACCUGUGUACAGCAUGUUCAGUGCAGAAGUAGAGUCCAUCAAUCACAGCCGGAUACAGAAGAUGAGUUCUUCAAGCUCGCAACUCGACAUCGAGGAAUUGCUGCCCUAUUCAUAUGGGUACACCGACAUCAACCCGUAUGGAUACACUGAUCUUAAUUUCUACUAGAGUGGAAUUCAGAACGAGCCUUCAUGCCUCAUGGGAUUGGGAGGUACACUUGAGAAAUUGUAAGCCCAGUGCUGAGCCUGAAUUGCGUUGCAACGUCAGUCUUUGUUGACAACAGAGGAUAGCGUAUGCGGUGAAGCCAAUUGGUGCUCUUUUUUGCAGUAUAAACCAAGUCAGGAAGAGAUUGCAGGCAGCAGAAAGUGAGAUGUUUCACUGACUCCAUACAGAUAAAAUGAUAACAGAAAAUAACAUACCUUACAUAACUCAUACAAUGGGCAGGUAGUAUCAGCCGUUGUCCCAUCUGAAAUCCAAUCUGUGACUUCGGCCAAAGCAGAUAUAUGCUGCCAGAUAGAAAUGGCGAGUGUUUCCCAGAAUUUUUUCCUGUACAUUGUAAGACAAUUUCUUCCAUUAUUUUUGGUUGCUGUGAGAAAACGACAAGACUCGCGUCGUGAGAUCCUUGUUUUUCUUGGCUUUUGAGAGCUGUAAAAAAGAUCAUGAAUGCAUGCAGUGUUUAUACUCAUUUUUCUGGA